This is a messenger RNA of Oncorhynchus mykiss (rainbow trout), 2120 nucleotides long. Its product is annotated as sodium-coupled monocarboxylate transporter 1-like. The record is from RefSeq and is a predicted model, not a curated record. Gene Ontology annotation, biological process: propanoate transmembrane transport; sodium ion transport. Gene Ontology annotation, cellular component: membrane; extracellular exosome. Gene Ontology annotation, molecular function: organic acid:sodium symporter activity. NCBI's taxonomy places the organism in Eukaryota, Metazoa, Chordata, Actinopteri, Salmoniformes, Salmonidae.
CCUACUGCGAGCUAUCGUAGAUUUCACAGAGAAAUACAAAUUCUCUGCUGUUCAUUGCAUUCCAAUAACAGAAACCACAAGGGACUACAAAUUGUGGAAUAGGACAAUCUUCCAGUGAGUACAGUUGCCUAUACCUCACAAUCAGAAGGCUACAAUGGCAGCCUCUCCAGUGAUUGGAUCCUUUGUGGCUGCGGACUAUGCAGUCUUUGCUCUGAUGCUGCUGGUGUCUGCAGCCAUCGGGGUGUACUAUGCCAUCGUUGGAAGGGGCCAGAUCAGCUCCAGAGAGUUUCUGAUGGGGGGCCAGAGUAUGACAGCCGUACCUGUGGCUCUGUCCCUGACUGCCAGCUUCAUGUCGGCUAUCACAGUGCUGGCCACCCCAGCCGAGGUGUACCGAUACGGGGCAAGCUACGGCCUCUUCAGCCUCUCCUAUGUGCUGGUGGUGGUGGUCAGCUCAGAGGUCUUCCUCCCUGUCUUCUACAGGCUGGGCAUCACAAGUACCUAUGAGUAUCUGGAGAUACGGUUCAACAGAGCCACACGUCUGUUAGGGACAGUGAUGUUCAUUGUUCAGACUAUACUCUACACAGGAAUAGUCAUUUAUGCUCCAGCUCUGGCAUUAAACCAAGUGACUGGGAUGGAUCUCUGGGGUGCUGUCAUUUCAACAGGAGUGGUUUGCACGUUUUACUGCACUAUGGGCGGUCUGAAGGCAGUGGUGUGGACAGACGUGUUGCAGGUGGGCAUCAUGGUGGCAGGCUUCCUGUCUGUCAUCAUCAGAGCCGUGGUCCUGCAGGGAGGAGUCUCCAACAUCCUCAACCACGCAGAGCUCGGAGGACGACUCAACUUCUGGGACUUUGAUGCUAGUCCACUGAGGAGGCACACCUUCUGGACAAUCACAUUUGGAGGCACAUUUGUCUGGACCAGUAUCUAUGGGAUCAACCAAGCCCAGGUUCAGAGAUACAUCUCUUGCAAAUCCCUGACUCACGCCAAAAUGUCUCUCUACAUAAACCUAUUAGGACUGUGGGUCAUCAUGCUGUGUUCUGUGUUUGCGGGGCUGUGUCUGUACUCCGUCUAUAAGCACUGUGACCCCUGGACAGCAGGCAUGGUGUCAGCACCAGAUCAGCUGAUGCCAUAUAUGGUGAUGGACAUCCUGAGAGACUACCCUGGACUGCCAGGAUUGUUUGUGGCUGCAGCCUACAGUGGGACCCUAAGUACUGUAUCGUCCAGUGUCAAUGCUCUGGCUGCCGUGACUAUUGAAGACCUGAUCAAGCCGUACAUACACAUGUCAGAGAAACACCUGUCCUGGACCUCUAAAGGCCUUAGCUUUCUGUAUGGGGCUCUCUGUAUUGGAAUGGCUGGCAUAGCCUCACUAAUGGGAAGUCUGCUGCAGGCAGCUAUCAGUAUCUUUGGGAUCAUCGGAGGGCCUUUACUGGGUCUCUUCUCACUGGGGAUUCUCUGUCCAUACGCCAAUGCCACAGGGGGCUUGGCUGGUCUGCUCUCUGGGCUGGUUAUGUCUCUGUGGGUGGGGAUAGGGGCCCAGUUUUACCCUCCUCUACCAGAGCAGAGUAGGCCUCUGGGUCUGACCACACAUGGCUGUAACUUCACAACCGCAGCCGAUGCGUUCAACUGGACCACAUCCCCAACAGAACCAAGCCUAUACACUACAGUACUACAGCAAAAUACAGCAGAGAGACCCUUCCUGGCUGAUAACUGGUACUCCCUGUCUUAUCUCUACUUCAGUCCUAUUGGGUCACUUACAACUCUGGUUGUUGGACUGUUGGUCAGUCUACUUUCAGGGGGUAUGAAGUUGAAGUUGGAACCAAGGGUGUCUUUGAUGAAAGAAGAUACAAUGUUAUUUUGCUUUUACAAGCUCUUUAAAGAAAGGGUAAGUGAUAUGAGUGUUUCAAUAAAUAACCUCCAAGACGUCCUCUCUCUUUCAACCACUUUCCUGUAUUCAUUUAGCUCUCAUCCAUACCUAGGCCAUGAGACGAGCAGGAAAGCUGGACCUCACAAAAAACAGAGAGAACAAAUGUGGAAACAGUAACCCCGGCUUCUGCAAUGUCCACGAGUUGGAUUUCACAAAGAGCAGUCUUCCUACGUAACAUACUGAUAAAACCAUGACUUAA